Rotaria sordida is the source of this 831-nucleotide messenger RNA. The record is from the annotation of a GenBank genome assembly. NCBI's taxonomy places the organism in Eukaryota, Metazoa, Rotifera, Eurotatoria, Philodinida, Philodinidae.
AUGCAUUCGUUAUCGAUUCGCCAGUCUCAUUCGGGUUCUAAUUCAUUUUCUGCAAAUUCAGAUGAUAUUGCAUCACAUGAAUUGAAAUCAGAUAUUUUUUUACGUGUUGCAAUGUCACUUUUACCAAUAACUGCUGUACUUAGUUAUCAAAUUGAUGCUAUAUGUCAAUUACAAUUUCGUAAUAUGUAUGCUGGUUUAGCUAGUACAAUUCUUCAUAUAUUUUAUUUUCUUCAAUUCUAUACAAAUUUGAAAUGUAAUUCAAAAACAAUUACCUAUAUUUAUACAUAUCUCUAUCAUAUUAUUAUUUGGAUUUUUAAAAUUGGUGGUAAUAUUGUUUAUUUUUUAUAUCAUCAUCGUGAAAAAAAUAUAUUUCAUCAAUGUAUAUUUGCAUUAAGAAUAAUACAAGAUACAAUAUUUAUAAGUUUUGUAUGUAUAUAUAAAAUUCGUUCAUAUGAUCCACUUAUUUGUGUUCAACAUAAAGCUUUAUUCAGUGUUAUAUCACGUCUUGAAAUAAUUUUAGCUAUACUUGUACCUAUAUUUGCUCAAGAAAAUCUUAUUAAAAGAACUGUAGCUAAUAUAAGUUUAUUUAUUUUAUAUGAUUUUUUUUCUGUUUAUUAUCAUUUAUUUACACUUCGUUUAAAAUGGGCACUUUGGUUAUUUGUUGUUUUUAUAACAAUAAGUGUUGUAAAUGAAUGGUUAUAUUUUGUUAAUCAUCAAUGGCAAUUAUGUGAUCAAAUUAGUACUGGAUUUGAAUUUCUUGCUGAAUGUUCUUGUUGUUUACUUAUACUUUGGCAAUUUAAAUUACCAAUAAUAAUAUUAUCAUCUGAUUAA